Molecule: messenger RNA, 1648 nt
Organism: Drosophila kikkawai
Lineage: Eukaryota; Metazoa; Arthropoda; Insecta; Diptera; Drosophilidae
Source: RefSeq, a predicted model, not a curated record
CUUUAAAGAAUGUGAAAAAAACAUUUCAUCUUCUUGAGAACCAACAUAUUUAUAUACAUGUCGAAUUAACAAUUGCAAUUUAUCACAACACCCAAGCAAAGGGUUUUAUCUGCCCUUCUAUCAGCCUUCUUUCGGCCAAAACCACACCCAAUGAGUCAUGGCCAGAGAUCUUGGGAUAAGUUCAACCAGUUUGGCUAGUUGACCCAAUUAAAUUGGGCAUUUUUAAAUUGAUUACACCCGUGAUGGAAACAAGUUCGCAGAAGAAAGGUUCUGAGAUCUCAGAUCUUAUCAAAACCCAAGACUUGGGGUUUUGGGUAUAAAAGCGAUUGGCACAAAGCCAAAAGUCAACAGUCAACCAGCAUGAAUCGCGGAGUGCAAAUACUUAUGAUCUUGGGCCUGAUUUGCGCCACUCAGGCUCGAAUUCCCAACCUACGGCGAGUUGUUGGCUCUGGUCGGUCAGCCGAUGUGGAUGUGGAGGAGCCGCAAGGUCCUCAAAUUCUCAUAUAUUCCCCCAGUGAAGCCACUGCCAGAUCCGAUGACCAAGAGCCCACCUUCCAAGAGCCGCAAAUCAGAGAGGAGGUGGCCGAAUCCGAGGCAAUGGAGUCCAAGGAUAGCCGCAAGAUUCCCGACUAUCUCUACUCGAAUGCCAUACCCAUGGUGAAUGACAAGAAUCUCAACUAUGUGGUGCCAUAUUCCGUGGCCUUUGGCCCCUCGAUCCUCCCCAAGAGCGGUCUCAGUCAGAGCCAGGCCAAUGCCCUUCCCAUUGUCGUGGUGCCGCGUUAUCAGCUCGGUUUCAAUGUUCAGGGUCAGCAGGGUAUUUCGAACUCCCAACUGAGCUCCCAAUUCAACUGGCCCAACUUUAAUCUGCUGCCCACCAACGUGAAUUUGGCCAGCGAGUCGGUGGCCUCUGAGAAGGAGGAGACGCUGUCCAGCCCUACCUAUAUCCAGGUUCCUGUGGCAGUUCCCGGUCCGCCUGGACCACCCGGACCGCCGGGACCACGAGGACCUACGGGACCCACAGGUCCACGCGGACCACGAGGUCCUGCUGGGGAAUCUGGAGUGAUUUCAGCCCAGAAACCUCAGAGCAUUUGGUAUACCCAAACAGGUAGCAAUAAGCAGCCCUCGUACUCUACACCUUUCUCCGGUGGCUAUCAAAGUUGAAUGAAUAAAUAAAAGGAAUUCUAAGAGAAACAAUCAUCUUUCUGGGAUUUAUUUAUAAACAAAAUAUUAUAGCCUUUAAUUUCAACUGAAAAUGUAUACAUUUUUAAACAUCUGAUUAUAUAAAUCCCUAAUCUCUUUAGAUAAUUUUUAACCCAAGCCAAAGAUUGUGGUAUAAAAGUUCCAUUAAAUUGUUAUUAUUGACAGGAUGUGCCUUUAUUCUCCAUUACGGCAUCCUCUAAUCUAUGAUUUCAGUAUAUAGUAUAUAUAGUAUCUAUGCUGCCGGUACACUUGCACUUCAGAGAGCACGUCGCUGGCAUUAUCUGUGGCAUUAUACGACUAUCUGGCCGCAUUAUAUCUAUUGUAACGAGUGUGUCAAACGUUGCCGUUGUGGUCAGGCCAUAAAAGGUCCGACGGAAUUCUCGUGUUGGGUGUCACUUUAUGGCAUACUACACGGCAUCACACCACACCACACCAUACCACUCACACA